AUGACCGCAAGCCCCACAGAAGUCAACUCCCUCGAUGUCCACAUCUACAAGAACCAGUCCGAAUUGGCAUACACCCUCUAUACCAAAGCAACAGAUAGAAACACAAUACUCAAAGCAGACAGUUUCCAUCCAAAACCCCUCAAGGAAUCACUACCACUCUCUCAAUUUAUGAGGGUAGUGCGUAACAAUUAUGAUCCUGUGAAUACCCCAAAACAGAUUAAGGAGAUGUGGACCAAAUUCAGAGACAACAGCUACAAAGACUCAACCCUACAACAAGUCACUGUGAUCACUGAUCCUAUAUGUCAGCCAGUGAUGUAA
Molecule: messenger RNA, 318 nt
Organism: Pelobates cultripes (western spadefoot toad)
Lineage: Eukaryota; Metazoa; Chordata; Amphibia; Anura; Pelobatidae
Source: the annotation of a GenBank genome assembly